CGAAUCGUAUACACACUACGACAUCUAGGGCACAAUUGUCGUGUUUGUUUUGAUUGCGUCCUGCUAUGUAUAGAGAGAGUUUGGGCAAAGUCUGUGGUUUGGGGGAAAGCUCUGAAAAUAUGUGAAGGAGGGUCGGGGUUUGUGUGUUCACUUUUUGUACGUUAUAAGCUUUGUCGCUUUGUAGCUUUGUAGCACGAACAGGGCUGUGGACUUAGCACAUUUGGCUAAUUAGCAAACGAAGCUAGCGAGUUUUUAUGUCGCGGUUUUGUUCCACGAGGCGCUGCUGAAGUUCAGCACAGUCACAAGGUCAAGACACUUCUUCAGCUUUUUACACAAAUCUUAUCUGUUUUUAUUCGUCCGGAUUAUGUGUGAGGAUGAGUCACAUAGACACACUGGGUCAUCUGUUUGCUGGAGGGUGUGGUGGUACAGUGGGAGCCAUUUUGACAUGUCCAUUGGAGGUGGUAAAGACAAGGUUGCAGUCUUCUUCAAUAACCCUUUAUAUUUCUAGGCUCGAGCUCAGCACAAUGAACGGAGCCACCAUGACCAGAGUGGCUACACCCAGCCCCUUACACUGCCUCAAGAUGAUUUUGGAGAAGGAAGGCCCUCGUUCUUUGUUCCGAGGUCUUGGCCCUAAUAUAGUAGGAGUUGCUCCGUCAAGGGCGAUCUAUUUUGCCGCCUACUCCUCUACUAAGGAGCGAAUGAACAGCAUGUUGGAGCCUGACUCCACACAGGUCCACAUGGUGUCUGCUAGCAUGGCCGGAUUCACGGCUAUCACUGCAACCAACCCGAUCUGGCUAAUCAAGACCCGACUGCAAUUAGACUCCAGGAACCGUGGCGAGCGGCAGAUGAGCGCUCUGCAGUGUGUGCAGCGUGUGUAUCAGACAGAUGGUCUGCGUGGGUUUUACCGUGGCAUGUCUGCAUCGUACGCCGGGAUCUCAGAGACGGUCAUCCACUUUGUGAUCUACGAGAGCAUAAAACGGCGCAUCCUGGAGAACAGAGCAGCUACUCGCAUGAACGAAGAGAACGAGACUGCUCGAGAUGCCUCCGACUUUGUGUGCAUGAUGAUGGCUGCCGCCACCUCCAAAACCUGUGCCACCUGUAUAGCUUAUCCUCACGAGGUUGUGCGAACCCGGCUGAGGGAGGAAGGCACCAAGUACCGCUCGUUCCUACAGACAGUGAGUACGGUGUCCAGGGAAGAGGGGUUCAAAGCACUAUACCGUGGCCUCACCACCCACCUAGUGCGCCAGAUCCCCAACACAGCCAUCAUGAUGGUCACCUACGAGAUUGUCGUCUACCUUCUCGACCGCUAAAAUCGUCUCCCUGACCCUUCAACCGACAAGCUGCCAUCUCCACUUAGGAGGUCAGAAAUCAUCUCGCAUUUGGAAAAGCUGCUGCUCGUUGUGCCAAUCGAAACUCUUAUGGAUACACAAAUGUCAAGAGGCAUUUGAGAGCGUAUAUAAGGAAAAACACUCAGAGACCGCAUUAUCGUGGUCAGAGUAAAAAAGGAAAAGAGAGAACUUUUUUUCUGUUUUCCUGAAGUGUUUAUACUGUUUAUUGCCAGGCUUAUGUAACUCUACUUCUAAAGGAGUCUUGUGUAGGUAACACACUCAAAGAUGCUCGAAGAUCCACAUCAGUUCUGUUUUAACAGUGCGUUUAUUUUUAACACAAUUCAGCACAUUUUUUGGUGACUGUUGUGUUUCUGUUUGCAUUGACAGGAAAGCAAGAAGAUUAUUCUUAUAUAAAAUAAGAAAUUUCAAAGUAGUGAAUGGUCUAAAAUAUGUGGCAUGGUGCCAAAACGCACAUUCUGAUUUGUCGGCACUCAGAAUCUGGGCUGUUUGGUCAAGCUGACAUUAAGAAAGAUGAUGCACUUAGAUGCCAUACGGAAACAGGAGUGUUCCUGAUCCAGCCCUGCAGCAGUGUGGGGAGUUUAAACAGGGUUAUAUGUGUUAAUAUGGUGUGUACAUAUCUAUAUGUUUGUAAAUUUUGGGUUUUUUGGAUUAAAUGGUUGCUUUUGCUUAAUAUAUUAUUAACACAUGAAUGUACAUGCAAAUGUGACCAAAGUAGGAACACUUAACUUGGUCUUACUAAAAAGUUGCAACGUUUGCCAAGUUGAUUGUCUCCUCAGCUGUUGGACUUUUAUGUGGGAGGAAAAUUUUUCUUUUUUUCUUUUUUUUUUUUCAGUCUAUGAGCAACAAACAUUUUUUGGUGCCUUAUUACCGGAGAGUUUAAAGAAGUAAUUUAGCCUCUAUACCCCAGAGUCACUCAGUCAGCCAAGAUAUGUUGAGUUGCUUUGUUAUAAUGUUAAUGUAACUGAUAAGAUAGAAGAUUAUAGGUUCUAGUUAAGUACUCUGAAAUUUAGAGUUCCUGCUUCACAGACUUUCCUCACAAGAUGGUGUUCGGCAUAGUAAUGUAAUAUGUACAUAUAUAGUUUAAUAAUACAGUUCAGUAAAAUGUCUAUUGUACCUGAAUCAGUUGUAAUUUAGAAUAAGCUGCACACCUGUGAGCCACAUCUACGUAAACCUGAUGCUUGUGUUUGCUAAGAAAGAUUUAAGAAGAAAGACGCUGGCUUCAGCACAGACCUACAACUCUGAGCCACAUAUCACUGCGGAUAACAUUAAUUAGAGCAACGUGGUUUAAACUGCUAAAUUGUUGCCUUUAACGUUGUAGUUAUAGUGCAAAUAUGUUCUUAAACAUUUCCUGGCUGAAUGACUAAACAUGGGGUAUGUGAGCGCUUUCUUGGGGUAAGUGCUGCAGAGGAUAGUGAGGUAUCUUGAAUAUUUUUUUAUUUAUUUAUUUUUUUUCAAAAUCACACAUUCAAUCCCAUUUCAUUUUUUUCUUUAACGUUGUUGCUGAUUUUUUAUUUACGCAUUUGUCAUUUUUGUGUCACUCGCUCCCGAAGUCCCACACACCUGAGAGUUCAGUGUUCAUCUCACUUAGUAUUGUGUUUACAUCUCCAUGUUUGUCGUCAACAUUUUAUGACGUAUACUGAUUGUAUUCGACAGUUAAAACAUGUUCACAAACCUACAUAAUAAAGACAUAUGCAUUGGC
Tachysurus vachellii is the source of this 3048-nucleotide messenger RNA. RefSeq names its product solute carrier family 25 member 36-A-like. NCBI's taxonomy places the organism in Eukaryota, Metazoa, Chordata, Actinopteri, Siluriformes, Bagridae. Bases 375 to 1310 code for a protein of 311 amino acids. Gene Ontology annotation, biological process: pyrimidine nucleotide import into mitochondrion. Gene Ontology annotation, molecular function: pyrimidine nucleotide transmembrane transporter activity. Gene Ontology annotation, cellular component: mitochondrion. The transcript has 7 exons. The record is from RefSeq and is a predicted model, not a curated record.